CCAAACGAGUCCUCCGGAACCAUUCAACGUCGCAACCCUGGCUCUCAGAAAUCGCAGGCUUUGUCUCAUCCGCCAGCUUCUCAGCCACCCGUGGUGCCAGCUCACACAGGUAUAGGUGGUCUUGCCAGGACAUCACUUAGCUCCUCAGGCUGUGGUGGUCAGUCAAGUUCAGGAUCCCGACCUAUCAGCAUGAUCCAGCCUAACUCAGGUCAAUGGGGCACUCCAGAACCCGGUUGGUCACUUUAUUAA
Messenger RNA from Protopolystoma xenopodis, 249 nucleotides. Lineage: Eukaryota; Metazoa; Platyhelminthes; Monogenea; Polystomatidea; Polystomatidae. The record is from the annotation of a GenBank genome assembly.